ACACACACACACACACACUCACACACGGAGCCAGAGAGGAGCCAACAUGGCUGAAGCAGAAGUCAGCGAGAUAACUUCUGGAGGUAUUUUCCAAGAAAUCUUCACCUCCCCGCUGAAUUUGACCCUCCUCAGCCUCUGUCUCUUCCUCCUCUACAAGAUCUUCCGCGGGGACAAACCACCGGAGCUCGGUGAGGCGGACAAACCGCUGCCCAAACUGAAGAAGCGAGAUUUCACCAUCGCAGAGUUGAAGCCCUACGAUGGACUCCAGGACCCAAGGAUCCUCAUGGCUGUCAACGGGAAAGUGUUCGACGUGACCAGAGGGAAGAAGUUUUACGGGCCAGAGGGGCCGUACGGAGUGUUUGCAGGCAGAGAUGCAUCCAGAGGCCUCGCAACAUUCUGCCUUGAGAAGGAGGCCCUGAAAGACGAACACGACGACCUGUCCGACCUGAACGCCAUGCAGCAGGAGAGCCUCUCUGAGUGGGAGAGUCAGUUCACCUUUAAGUACGACUACGUCGGCAAGCUCCUGAAACCAGGCGAGGAGCCCACAGAGUACACAGACGACGAGGAGGGAAAAGACAAAAAGGCGGACUAGAAAAUGAAAGGCGAAGAAGACAAGGAAAAACUGAUCGAUGCCUUAAUGUUUGUAAUUUUGAUGCCUGUUGCCUCCUGUUAGGGCCAAUCUUCUGUAUGUAUCUUAGCACUUUUGGACUGUCACAAUCCUGCAUUUUAUAUGCUGACUGAAUUCCAUUUAUCUCCAUUUAUCUUGUGGCAUUAACAGUUAAAUAUGCUGCAUUCUGAUACAGAGCUGUGCAGUGUUGUUGAGCCCGACCGAUAAAUCAGUCUGCCAGUUCGAUCAGCUGAUAUUAGCCUGGCGCAGAUAUAUCAGAGUAUAUGUUGUCUGAUAUGCACCAAUACGAAACUUUUCUUUUACAGAACACAACGCAGAAAAGGAUGCUUGAAGUAACUUAUAAUUAUUAAAUCCUCAAAUGAAGUUUACUGUGCACUGAAACAGUAACACGCUAGUUAGCCAGUUAGCACAUAAACAACACAAUCCAGUGUUGAAAGAACAGAGCAGCGUUUCUGCUAAAGAGCUCACUGACUAAGAAAAAUAAUUUGACCUUAUGUAACAAGUUAGUUUUUGGUCUCACUCCUCCUUUUUUUACUUUCCCCACUUCUGUUUCUCUUCUCGUGCGCUGAGCUGAACUGCCAAUCAGAGUGAUUUCAUUCACCGACGGGUUUCACUAUUGCAGCCACCAGUUCAACAUGCUGAAUCAGCCAAAAAAAGCCAACGGCAGCUAACAAGGGGCAACGGUGCGGGACACACUGCACUGACAAAGCCAGCAGACAUUCACCGACAGCCCAACAUUGACCUACGGCCAACUGACAGCUUCUUGCUUGCCUUAUAACAUCUAGCCUCCAUUACAUACCUUUGUUGCAAGUGUUUUAUAACCACAUUUUAGGGAUAAUUGACAGACUCCAUAUCAGCCAGUAUAUAUCUACACCAGAAUUUUGAUAUCGGUUUCGGGAUCUGCCCCAAAAAUCAAGUAUCGGUCGGGCUCUAGUUGUUAGAGUUCAUCAGUUAACUGUAAAAUUGAUCUUUAGAUGGUUGCGGAGAAUCGAGAACUCGGACCAGUUCCACUGACGGUUAUACGUCCUGUUGUCUGAAGGAAAUCAGUUGAAGCUGCGAGUAAAUCCACAGCUCUGUCGUACACUUUGUUAACGUGACUGCUGAUGUGUUGCAGGUUGUAAACAUUCCUUUCAUCCAAGUUUGGGCUCAUCUCAAAUUAAAAAAAAAUUGUCUCAGAAUGUAGUUUCACUCAUAAUCUAAAAUGGAGCCAGAGGGUAGAUUUAAAGUGUUUUUUAACGUGAGUCUUUCCAAAUAAACUCUUGAAUUAAUUUUACAGAGAUCAUUUCAAGUGAGCUUGACCAAAAGUUAGUUUGGUUCAUCAGCAAGUCUCCCUGAAAAUAGGUCCCUAUCCAGGGAACUAAUCUCGAGCUGUGUCUCAGUUCAGGGGCUGCAGCCUUUGACGGACGCGGCCUUCGUAGUCAACGUCGGCCACGUCCUUGCAAGGCCACAUCAGCCAAACCGAAUUGUCUCCGGUCUGGUCUCUGGUCUGCAGAGGAUUUCCUUGUUGCAUCACCAGUUGUUCUCGCCCCGACCCGUUGGUGUUCCUACUACCUAGCAACCAGCUGCACUUGGCAAAAGAAGGGGUAAGCUAGUAAGUUAGUUAGCCCUAAAUCAUGGACCCAGAGAAUGUUAUGUGAUAUAUAUAUUUGUUUUUAAAUUUAAUACUUGAGGUGAUGACUCACCGCCAGAGACGUUUGAUAUAUUUCAGGCUGAUGGACUGUUUGCAGGUAAACUUUUGAAAUUAAGAUUGUUUAAACUGUGCACUUUUAACUAAUAGUAAUGUUAACAACAGUUAACUGUUAGCUAGCUGUCAGUUAACUUAAUAUAUAAUCAUUACCGGUGCACAAUACAUCAUGGGAUAGGAUGGGCCAAGAAGCAUUCAUCUGUUGCAUCCUCCAAAUGGGAAAGAACGGGGAAAGAAGGCUGCAUUUGAAGGAGCCCUCGAAAUGGAAUGGCCUCAGCCGCGCCAAUGUGACGCAAUCAGUCUUAAAAUGCAGCCUUUGAAGGCUGCAGCCCCUCAACUGAGACACAGUCUCCAUGUUUACUGGUACUUUUGGUCGGACUCUGAAAUGGGUAAAAGAAUUCAUAUGAAAUGAGAAGGGCACUCGUUUCCCUUUUCCACCAAAUGAGCUUAUGUUCAUGAUUCUUGUUCAGGUUCUUCCUCGGCUCAUGCUCCACCCUUUCACCACAUUUAAUGAAAGUUGGGGCAGUAGUUUUUCCCAAAAGCCUGCUGACAAACGAACAAACCCGAAGCAAACACCACCUCCAUGGCGGAGUUAUUUAAAGUUUAUCUGGAAAGCUUUAGGCCUCAGUCACACAGAAAGCAUUUUAGCAGCUGGAGGCGAGCUUUUUGCUCGCAGUUUUGCAUCGCUGUGCACCUCACGUUUCUGCUCUCUAGGCACCUGGUGUUUUUGCUGUAGCGCUCUGAACUCCUCGAGUAAAAUAAUCUUCAACUCAGAGCAGAAAAGCGCCCCACGUCAUCGCCGCUUUUUUUUUACCUUUGUCCAAUCAGAUGAUUUGAGAGGCGGGCCUUCUGUGGUGGUCACAUUUACAGUUGGUAAACAAUGGAGGAGAAACUGGUGGUGGCGGUUGCUGGAUAUCCAGAGCUAUACGACUUUACAAACCACAGUUAUCAUCUCAAAAGAAAACAGCAGGUGUGGAAGCAUAAGUGCAGCUUGAAGCAGCCAUCAUGGAGGAGAAGCUCCUGGACCAACUGGUGGUACUCCCCAUGAUCCAGCUUCUUUUUUAGGGUCUCAUGUACCCACACAGAUCUCCAUAGUGGGUUCGCAUUACCUGCCCCAGUACAUAUAUCUGGACACAGUUAUGAAAGAAACACCUGGGCUAAUAAAAUACAGGAAUUUACCUUCUAACAGAACUCUGAUGAGCUGAUGUAAAGAUUAAAGAUGUUGUCACAUAAACACUAAUGAGUUCUCCUUUAUGCACUUUUUCUUGAUAAACUGUAUCAACAUUUACUUUAUAUAUUCUGUGAUAUAAUGUGUCAACUGGCCACAACAGUUUCUUGUCUAAUCUUCAAUAAAAGGACAAAGAUGCCCAGAUGUUUGUUAACUCA
Messenger RNA from Epinephelus fuscoguttatus (brown-marbled grouper), 3698 nucleotides. RefSeq names its product progesterone receptor membrane component 1 (gene pgrmc1). Gene Ontology annotation, cellular component: membrane; endomembrane system. The record is from RefSeq and is a predicted model, not a curated record. NCBI's taxonomy places the organism in Eukaryota, Metazoa, Chordata, Actinopteri, Perciformes, Serranidae. The coding region runs from base 47 to 592 and encodes 181 amino acids. The transcript has 3 exons.